AUGUCGUUGUUGAUCCCAACACAAGAUGAUUACGAUGAUGCCCAUGCCAACCAAGACCAGCAAGAGAUAUGGGUCAAGAAAUGGCAGGAGCUAAGAAGAGAAAAAGAUCCCGUUCUGGGCAAAUUGAAAUAUCCUUGGGAUUUCGAAGUAGUGCCGGGUUUCUUCAAGCAAAGCGAUCCUGCAACAGAUGAUUUGAACUUCAAUUACGCGACAGACCAUAUGGGACGCCUCAAGUCUUGGCGCGAGAUAAUCACGGAAUUGAAGCAAUUGAACGCCGGCGCCGGCGACAACGUCGAAUACAAGCUCUUGUUCUUAGCUAGACAUGGCAACGGGUACCAUAAUCAAGUAGUGACCAGAUACGGGAUCGACGCAUGGGAGAAGGAGUUGCAUGCCUUGGGCGAUGUCGAUGGAAUCCACUAUGGACCUGACCCCGAAUUGACCGAGUUGGGCAUUGCACAAGCGAAAGAAAACCACGAUUUAUGGGCCGAUGAGUUGAAGCAGGGCGCGCCCAUACCGGCCAAGUUCUUUGUUUCACCAUUACAGCGGUCGUGCAACACUUUGAAAAUCACAUGGCAAGAUCUCAAGCCAGAUGACAAACACCCUGUUGUAGUGGAGAAAAUCAGAGAAACAAUCGGCAAGAACUUGUGCGACAAACGAUCGCCCAAGCUGACUAUAGAUGCAAGAUUUGGCCCGGCUGGAUUCAACACCGAUGACAUUCUCGAGGAAGACGACGUGUAUUUCUUGCACGAUAAGCGCGAAACCAUGGCCGAGCAAACAACGAGAAUAAUGCAAUUUGUACAGGAGUUGUUUGAACUGGAUUGCGACGAGUGUGGCCGUGUCGAUAAACUCAAGGCCGAGGAGAAUAUCUUCAUCUCAACCCACUCCCACGCGGGGACUAUAAGAUGCUUCAUCUUGGCUGUCAAGCACCGAAACUAUACCAUCAGCACCGGCGGCAUGUUGCCUGUGGUAGUGAAGGGCACGAGGAGAUCAUCCUGA
Molecule: messenger RNA, 996 nt
Organism: Lodderomyces beijingensis
Lineage: Eukaryota; Fungi; Ascomycota; Pichiomycetes; Serinales; Debaryomycetaceae
Source: the annotation of a GenBank genome assembly